AUGAUGUGUUGGAGUUUGUUUGUGGUGGUGUUGGGUGUGGUGGCAGCGGUGGGGGCUGACCCCAGCUACCCCCAACCCGCCCCCUGCUACCCCAAGACCCAGUACGUCACCCAGUACCAGACGCAGGUCCAACAGGUUCCUGUGUAUACGACUGUGUACAAGACCCAGGUCGUCCCCACCACACACUACCAAACCCAGUACCAGACCCAGUACGUGACCAAGUACCAGACCCAGUACCAGACCCAGUACGUCACCGAGACCGUCUACAAGACACAAGUCCAGUACCAGACCCAGUACGUAACCAAAUACCAGACCCAGUACCAGACCCAAUACAUCACCAAGACCGAGUAUGUCCCCCAGUACAUCACUCAGACCCAAUACCAAACCCAGUACGUUACACAGACCCAGUACCAGACCGUGUACAAGACCGAAUACGUCCCCCAGUACGUCACCAAGACCGAGGUGCAGUACAAGACCCAGUACCAGACCCAAGUGGUCCCUCAGUACGUGACCGUGACGGAGACCCAGCAGACCUACAAGACGGUCUGCCCCAAGCCCUCCUACGGCUACUGAAGACCCGGCCAUCCAGCCAGCAGACCCAACUGGUCUCCCUACGUCACCAAGACCCCAGCAGACCUACAAGACCCAGUCUGCCCAAGCCCUCCCACGGCUACUGAAGACCCGGCCAUGCAGCCAGCAGACCCAACUGGUCUCCCUACGUCACCAAAACCCCAGCAGACCUACAAGACCCAGUCUGCCCCCAGCCUCCCACGUCUAUAAAGUAGAUCUACAAAAGCCUCAACUCUC
Molecule: messenger RNA, 807 nt
Organism: Procambarus clarkii (red swamp crayfish)
Lineage: Eukaryota; Metazoa; Arthropoda; Malacostraca; Decapoda; Cambaridae
Product: adhesive plaque matrix protein-like
Source: RefSeq, a predicted model, not a curated record